Exophiala viscosa is the source of this 2622-nucleotide messenger RNA. Its product is annotated as ATP-binding cassette, sub-family F, member 3. Bases 105 to 2366 code for a protein of 753 amino acids. NCBI's taxonomy places the organism in Eukaryota, Fungi, Ascomycota, Eurotiomycetes, Chaetothyriales, Herpotrichiellaceae. Gene Ontology annotation, molecular function: ATP hydrolysis activity; ATP binding. The record is from RefSeq and is a predicted model, not a curated record. The transcript is spliced from 2 exons.
UUCUUGACUGGGCAAGGGUUGCGAAGAGAGCACGGCUAUUCUUGUAAAGGCCCUCGCCAUUUGGAAUUCUCUCAAUCGCCCUAGCACGUGCUAGAUAAGCCAGAAUGGAGUCAGAAAUUCAGGCUCAGAUACCAAAUAUCGAUCAUGUACUGUCGGAGUACUCUGUUGGAUAUCUCAAUCAUGCAUCAAAGCUCUACUUUUCAGAAGAGGAGGACUCGGCUGAGUCUCCAUUGACUGAAGCCCUGGAAAGCAUCACUGACCUGCUGGUUUCUGCUUCGGGAAAAUUUUCCGAACAGAACCGAAUCGCUAUCCGCAAUUUGGUCGAGAAAUUCAUCGCAAAAUUAGGUGAAGCAAAUGGCGUCGACCCCGAGAGAAGGCAGAUGCCCUUCACGGCCAAGAAGCUGGAUCAAACCAUCCAGGUCAGCUCGCAGCGAAACAUCUCAUCAACCCUGGGUCUGACCAGUGGCGCGAUCGAUCUUGAAGCUGCCAAUGCUCGAAAGGUCGAAUCCAAGGUCGACAAGAAGAAGCUUGAAAAGGCCGAGCGAAAGAUCCGAGCGAAGCAAGACAAGAAGACCAUGAAGAAUGUCGAAUAUGAGGCCUCAAGACUGCUGGAUCAGCCUGAUAACACCCAGUCCUACGAAGAGUUCUUCAUGGCCGUCAACCCUCUUCAACUCGGAUCAGACGCACAAACAAAGAGCAAAGAUAUCAAGAUUGACGGAAUUGAUAUAUCCAUAUCUGGCAAACGUAUCUUGACGGAUACGUCCUUGACUUUGGCCUAUGGUCGACGGUAUGGUCUUGUAGGUCAGAACGGUAUUGGUAAAUCUACACUGCUUCGUGCCCUGAGUCGGCGUGAAGUCGCCAUUCCAACACACAUUUCUAUUCUUCACGUGGAACAGGAGAUCAUGGGAGAUGAUACACCAGCUCUUCAAGCGGUGCUUGAUGCUGAUGUGUGGCGGAAACACCUGCUCGCCGAACAGGUUAAGAUCACCCAGCAGCUUGUCGCCAUUGAAGCGGAAAGAACAAAAUUGGCGGACACGUCGAAAGAUGCCGCUCGUCUCGACAAAGAAAAGGACGGUCUGGACACAACGUUGGGAGAUAUCCAAGCCAAGCUGAGCGAGAUGGAAUCUGACAAGGCUGAGUCUCGUGCAGCUACUAUUCUGGCUGGUCUAGGUUUCUCACCCGAGCGCCAACAGUUUGCGACCAAAACAUUCUCUGGUGGUUGGCGAAUGAGAUUGGCUCUAGCUAGAGCACUUUUCUGCGAGCCGGAUCUGUUGUUGCUCGAUGAACCUUCCAAUAUGUUGGAUGUGCCUUCAAUUACCUUUUUGGCCAACUACCUGCAGACCUACCCAAGCACCGUUUUGGUCGUCUCCCACGACCGAGCAUUCCUGAACGAAGUGGCCAUGGACAUCAUCCAUCAACAUUCGGAACGGUUAGACUACUACAAGGGCGCCAAUUUCGAUUCAUUCUACAACACCAAAGAGGAACGGAGGAAGAACGCCAAACGUGAGUAUGAAAACCAGAUGGUCGUACGGGCUCAUCUACAGGCUUUCAUCGACAAAUUCCGCUACAACGCCGCCAAAUCUUCCGAGGCACAGUCUCGCAUCAAAAAGUUGGAGCGUAUGCCCGUCCUCGAGGCUCCAGAGGCAGAAUAUUCGGUCCACUUCAAGUUUCCGGAUGUGGAGAAAAUGUCCCCUCCCAUCAUCCAGAUGUCCGGCGUUGCUUUUGGCUACACACAAGACAAACCACUACUCCGCAAUGUCGACCUGGACGUCCAGCUGGAUUCGCGAAUCGGUAUCGUGGGGCCCAACGGAGCUGGUAAGACGACAGUGCUGAAACUCCUGAUUGGACAGCUGCAACCUACGUCUGGAAUUAUAUCACAGAAUCCACGUCUUCGGAUCGGAUUUUUUGCGCAGCAUCAUGUGGAUGCUUUGGAUAUGAAUACUUCUGCAGUAGGAUUCAUGCAGAAGACAUAUCCAGGCAGGACGGACGAAGAAUACCGCCGUCACCUGGGUGCCUUUGGUAUCACUGGUAUGACAGGCCUGCAGAAGCUUGAAUUAUUGUCUGGUGGACAGAAAUCAAGGGUUGCAUUUGCUUGCUUAUCACUGACCAAUCCACAUAUUCUUGUCCUUGACGAACCGUCCAAUCACCUGGAUAUUGAGGCCAUGGAUGCCCUUUCGACCGCUUUGCAGCAAUUCCAGGGAGGAGUUUUGAUGGUCAGUCACGAUGUCACCAUGUUGCAGAAUGUGUGCACCAGUCUCUGGGUAUGUGACAAAGGCACGGUCGAGAAAUUCCCGGGAGAUGUCAACGCAUACAAGAAGAAGAUCACUGCUCAGGCGAACGAAGCGGGUGUUGUCCAAGCACACUGAUGCUGGUCCGAAGGGAGUUUGUGGUGUUCUCCUAUUGCUCGAUAGUAUUGAAUCAUGAAGCACUCUCAGGCACCAACUGAACCAUUCAUUGGCCUUUGUCUGUUCAUUGUUAUAUAAUGACGUGUCCUUUCGAGCGGUGUGAGUGAUUGAAAAUGUGAUCUGUCCAUGUUUCCCGUCUCUGUGACAUACCUAGAGCAUUGGAUAGGUUGUCGAUGGUGCACCACAGCCGGCAAUAGCGGAGUUUGAGGUAUUCACC